Messenger RNA from Magallana angulata, 1151 nucleotides. RefSeq lists its product as uncharacterized. Bases 329 to 1132 code for a protein of 267 amino acids. NCBI's taxonomy places the organism in Eukaryota, Metazoa, Mollusca, Bivalvia, Ostreida, Ostreidae. The transcript has 9 exons. The record is from RefSeq and is a predicted model, not a curated record.
CCUUUAAUAAUUUUUUCUCAUCUAAAUAUCGAAAUCAUGAAAUCAUAUUGAUUUCUCCCGGUUGAACUCUUCUCCGAAAAUGCGAUCUUUUAUUGGCGCAUUUUAUCCAUUCAGCUUUCCUUUCUUUGUUUGGAACUAACAGCGUGUGAACAAUAUCAUGAAAUUAGAGUUUUUUUCAUUGAUCGAUGACUCUGCUUGUUUUGCAUCCAUCUUGUUGCAUACCAAGGGAUCAUUCGGGCAUACCGUUCGUACAAGAAUCUUGUUCAUCGGGCAUUGACCGAGGUGUAAGCGAAGCUGGUGUAGCACGACCUGUGUUUGUGUUGAGAGAAUGGGACAGAGUCGUUCACGGACAGGUGCACGUGCUCCGGAAAUAAUAGAGUCUGACGAAGAUGAAUCUGAUCUAGAUGAAUUAGAAGAUCCGGUUGUAUACAAACUAAGGGAUAUAUCACAUGGAAUGUUUCAAGCCUGGAAAUCUAGGUUUCCAGAAUCAUACAAAAAUGUUCAAAUAUCCAAUGGUGAUUUAUUUGAAAGUGCACCAGCUGCUGAUGCUAUAGUAUGUCCUGUAAACAGCUUUGGUUUUAUGGAUGGGGGGAUAAACAUGGCAUAUUCCAAAUACUUUGGCGGGCAAAUGCAAGAACGGUUACAACAUGUUAUUCGAAAAAAAUAUCGUGGAGAAAUUUUAGUGGGUCAAGCUGUGAUUCUUCCUGCCUAUAGCUGGCAUACACACCCAUCAGAAAAAGACCUACAGGGGUUUAAUGAGGGGCUUCCUAUCAAUUACCUGAUAGCUGCCCCCACCAUGAGGAUACCCCAAGGUGUGGAGAACACCGUCAAUGCCUACCUGGCAUUUAGAGCUGUGAUACUGGCAGUACGUGAACACAAUAAGCGGAACUAUGGCAGUAGAAAGAUCCGCAGCGUGCUGUGUCCGGGACUAGGAACUGACAUAGGGUUGAUGGAUCACGAUCAGUGCGCGAACCAAAUGUGUUUGGCCUACGAGACACAUGGAUUGAAACUCCCAGACCAGCAAUUCCGGAUCCAUCCAGACAACAUUCUUUCAAUGGAAAUGGAUCAAUCACAUAUGACAGAGGAGUCGCGAAUAAAAAAGUCAAAACCCAUUGGCAACGCAGACAUUUAAGGAAUAAGGAAAGACCAAU